CAAAAUCAGACUUUCAGCGUUGCUACGAUUAGCCUCGCAACUAGCGGUGAGCUACACAUCCUUCCCCUGCUCAAACCCUACAAACAAAAAUCCGCCAGGUUUUCCUUUUGAUUUACCCACUGAAAUGUUCAAAAAGUUUACCUCAGAAGAUGUAUCCGGGCAAAAUCAAGUCAAAGCUUCUGUGCAACGCAAAAUUCGACAAAGCAUUGCUGAUGAGUACCCAGGAUUGGAAUUAGUUUUGGAUGAUCUGCUUCCAAAGAAGUCUCCACUCAUUGUUGCAAAAUGCCAAAAUCAUCUGAAUCUGGUAGUGGUGAACAAUGUUCCACUGUUUUUCAACAUACGUGAUGGGCCCUAUAUGCCUACACUACGACUCCUUCAUCAGUAUCCAACCAUAAUGAAGAAACUACAAGUAGACAGGGGGGCAAUAAAAUUUGUCCUUGCUGGUGCUAAUAUUAUGUGUCCUGGUCUUACAUCUCCUGGAGGUGUCUUGGAUGAUGAAGUGGGUGCAGAUACUCCCGUGGCUAUAAUGGCUGAAGGGAAGCAACAUGCUCUUGCUAUUGGCUUUACAAAAAUGUCAGCAAAAGAUAUAAGGGCAAUUAACAAGGGCAUUGGCGUGGAUAAUAUGCAUUACCUUAAUGAUGGCCUCUGGAAGAUGGAACGUCUCGAUUGAGGUUGUGCCUGAAGAUCUGAUGCGAUCAAAAUUUUGCAACAUCAAGAAAAACUGCAUACUUGUUGCAAAUAUGUCCUGCCCUUCUAUAUCCUUCCUCCUUGUUUUUUUUUUGGGUUCUCUUGCUCCUUUCAUGUAAGUUCUUAGUCAACCUGAAAGAGCACCUGUUUGUCAUCUUGUAUUCAUAUACAAUAUGUAAUUUGGAGUGCAUGAUUGUGACAUCCCUAUCUCACAUCGGUUGUAAGCUAGAAAUGUGACUCAUAAUUUUUUGGCUUUGAAUUACUAAAAUAACUUUUCACCAAGGUUUUUCGG
This is a messenger RNA of Cynara cardunculus var. scolymus (artichoke), 979 nucleotides long. Its product is annotated as malignant T-cell-amplified sequence 1-A. Gene Ontology annotation, biological process: formation of translation preinitiation complex. Gene Ontology annotation, molecular function: RNA binding. The record is from RefSeq and is a predicted model, not a curated record. The coding region runs from base 125 to 670 and encodes 181 amino acids. The transcript has 8 exons. NCBI's taxonomy places the organism in Eukaryota, Viridiplantae, Streptophyta, Magnoliopsida, Asterales, Asteraceae.